Messenger RNA from Ceraceosorus guamensis, 1613 nucleotides. RefSeq lists its product as hypothetical. The record is from RefSeq and is a predicted model, not a curated record. The coding region runs from base 425 to 1438 and encodes 337 amino acids. The transcript has a single exon. NCBI's taxonomy places the organism in Eukaryota, Fungi, Basidiomycota, Exobasidiomycetes, Ceraceosorales, Ceraceosoraceae.
CCCUCUAACGGGAGGUCCCACCUGGCGAAACCCGCAUCGCCUCCGAACCCGGGCAUCUUUAUGGCAGAAUCCCCCCAAUCCGCCCCUGCUGGCUAAGUCGCCUACCACAACAUCAGUCUCGGGGCGCUGAGCAGGGAGAUUGUCUGUCUGCUUUGUCGACACCUUGAUACCGCGGCCUCGUCGUUCCUGGCAACCACGUCGCUCCUCGCUCAAAGGAGCACGCCGAGACGCUGCCGUAAAUUGAUCUCCAUCUUCGCACGCCAAAGACGCCGGCGUAGCGAUUGCUCGGACUCCAUUUCUUCGUCUGGCACGACCACCAACGAUAAUUGACAAGACUGGGUAGCGUUGCUUGUGCCAAGCGAGUGGCAUCCCAUCUGCUGUGCGCCCCGUUGGAGGGCGGGCCCAAACAGCCGUCGGUGCGUUCAUGUCAACGCCACCUGCCUCCAGGGAACGGCUGCCAACUUUGAGAUCAGAACCUUCGGGAUCGGGUCAAGGCACAUCGAUAACAGGCGCGGCCACGGGCCGCGAAACGUCCCCGACGAGGCGUCCAACACGUCCUCAAGCCUCUUCUACGCCUCAGCCAGGGCCCGUACAGCCAAAUCUUCCAGGCGACCACCGCGGUUCGCAGUAUGAACAGCGAUUCGCAGCUGGCAGCUCCGCGUCUGGGGCCACGUACAGUGGCCGGUCCGCAGCGCUGCGAAGUCCAAGUUGGGCCAGCGACGUUUCCCCUAGACCCGACGCUGCGUUGCAGGAUUGGUCGAACUCAGAACUUCGCAGGCCGACCAUCGCUAGGCCACCGCCGCUACAUGUUGCGUCACACAGCGUCGCGGAGCGAGCUUCCUUUCCACCUUUCUACCAUCAUGCAAGAGCGGUGAGACCAGACGAACCUCUGAGCCGCGAGCCUGUUGCAGGGCCCAGUCGAUGGCCAGCGAGCGGUCCACACAGAGACCCACGGGCACGCUCUCCCGUCCGUGAGGUUGCCUACUCCGAUGUCAGGUACGGUUCGCAGUCUUCUCGAGAGCCAUUUAGGAAUGCCGUGCGAAGCCCAUCACAAGUGGGCCUUCCUUCUGAACGCGGCGCUGCAUCAAGGAGUAGCCGGGAUGGAUACCAACCUCAGGCUAGCCGUGAAAGGUCAAGCCGAGAUUACCUCGCACCGGCGCCGCCGCCGCCGCCGCCUCCCCAGGCUGGCGAGAGCCUGUCACGCUCAUAUGAUGGACCCACUCGCCUACUGCCUGCACACCGGUCGAUGAGGCUUUCAGGCUCGCCCGGCCUGGAGCGCGCGCAAGGUCGCUCGUACGAUUCUUUCAUGCCGCCGCCACCAAGCCCCUCAUCUCGAGGAUCGCCAUUCCGUAAGUUAUACAAUUGGUCGCGCGCCCUUUGCAACCACCAAUACCGAUGCUUCCAACUUCUCUCCACGCCGCUGCUGUCAUACUCGUGAAUUCAUGCACCGUCCAUUGAUCCACGCUGUCUCCUAUCUUGCCAGGUCCAAAUCAGCCUUCGUUUUUCCCACGCCCCCUACGUCCCACUGCGGCCUCGCAAGAGUCCGCUAGACCGCGAGAAGACGCUCGCGCAGCCGAGUCAGGUCUGUCGAGAGCCCAGCGCCGAAGCAGAAG